Messenger RNA from Pyricularia oryzae 70-15, 1333 nucleotides. RefSeq lists its product as uncharacterized. The record is from RefSeq and is a predicted model, not a curated record. The transcript is spliced from 2 exons. Gene Ontology annotation, cellular component: mitochondrion; cytoplasm; membrane. The coding region runs from base 252 to 1133 and encodes 293 amino acids. NCBI's taxonomy places the organism in Eukaryota, Fungi, Ascomycota, Sordariomycetes, Magnaporthales, Pyriculariaceae.
GCCGAUCAUUGCUGGGCCAAUCGAUUAAGAUUUUUUUCUUGGGGGUAAGUUCCCACCUCGAAAUAAAACCCCACGCGCAUCAGAUCAAGACAACAGAUCCGCCAUAUCUGGUCGCGUGUGACUCGCUUGUGACUCUUUGCACCAAACCUCCAGGCCACCUCAAAUCAGUAUCAUGAUAUCCUAAACAAAAAGUCGGGCCAUUCCCGACCUCAAGUUAUUCAUACCCAGCAAACAAACAUACCUCUUUCAAAAUGGAGGCGCUCCGUUUGUACCGAACCGGCCUUGCCCAAUGUCGGCCGAACGCCUUGCUCCGACACCGGCCCAAACCAUGCGCUCGUCUCCAUGCGCAUGGUCCGCUCCAGCGUCGCGGCGCAUCGACGAAGCAGAAUAAAAAGGCGGAAAAGCGCACGCCCCCGCCGGAGGAAGUUCAGAUCCCGAUACCAAAUACCGUCCCGCCGGUCCCGGAACCGGCGCCGCGCCAAUGGUGGCAGCGGCUGGGGCCCAUCACGCGGGCCGCCGGGGCCUACGCAAGAGCGCAGCGCAGGCGCCCGUACGUCACGCAGCUGUGCACCUCGCUCGCCAUCUACUUUUGCGCCGACCUGUCCGCACAGAGCAUGGAUGACGAGUACGACCCGAAGAGGACGGUGCGGUCACUGGUUAUCGGGACGGUAUCGUCCAUACCUAGUUACAAGUGGUUCAUGUUCCUCUCCCACAACUUCAACUACUCUUCCAAGCUUCUCUCGCUCGCUACCAAGAUCGCCAUCAACCAAACCUUCUUCACGCCCCUCUUCAACAGUUACUUCUUUGGAAUGCAGUCCUUCUUGUCCGGUGGCUCAUUGUCGGACAUCGUCGACCGCAUCCGCCGCGCCGUACCGACCAGCAUCGUCAACUCGCUCAAGCUGUGGCCGGCCGUGACGGCAUUCAGCUUCACGUUCAUCGCACCCGAGUACAGGAGCGCGUUCGCUGGUGUCAUCGCCGUGGGCUGGCAGACGUACCUGGCUUAUCUGAACCGACAGGCCGAAAUGGCGGCCGCCGAGACGGCAGCGGCGAUCGAGGCUGCGCUGCCGGGUGCGGCGGCGAGGAUGGCUCAAGGGGCUGCGAUGGCUACUGCGGCAGAGCAGGAAGGUCGUUGACGGUUGGGACUUUUUCAUUUGUUUCUAGAUGGCGGACUCGUCUUUAUGCUCCAGGAUGCGUGCUGUUUGAUGCUUUAGGGAUGAUGGAUGGAUAUACCCAGCGCGAGACGCAAUAUUCCUUUUUAUUUACAGAUUUCGCCUCGUCCGUCGAAUGGUCGGUUUAGGCAUAGAAUAGACAGAUAGAUACACCUUUGUUCUCG